UGUUGCAUGCGUCACGCAAGCGAACCUGUCAUUAUACCAAGUGACGCGACGCGACAGACCAACAGCAAGUGCCAGAUCAAAUGAGACAGACUGAGGUCAAAGUCCGCCACCAUGUAUCUCAACUCUUCAGGAAACGAGAAUGUCUGCAUGUCUUUGAACUUCAUGGGGAAGAAGCUCCGCAGCCACUCAGUGGCUCCGGCCAAAAAACAACGGGCAUGGGAGACCACCACCCUGUCCACCUACACCGAUGAAACAGUGGGUCGUGCCAACCUGGUCCGAACGCGUGCUGUCAUGCCCGCCAUGGAAGAUCUGCCAGGAAGCGUGCAAGACCUACGGGCAGAUACCUGGCCAUGCCGCCCAUGCGCCAUGCACAACACUCACCUGGACCAAGACAGAGAAACAGGACAAGAGGCAUCGUGGCUAACCAAAGGUAGGAGGAAGUGGGACACGUUCAAGCACUGGAUCUCCGCCAAGCCCCAGUGUGAGGCAUCAGGCCACAGACCAUCAGAGCCUGGCCCGUCCUGCAUGAACGGACGGCACCUGCGAGAUCGGGAGAGUGAGGGGGCGAUGGACCUCAAGAUUUUCAUCCCAUAUGACUCAGCCAAACUGUGCAUCACACAAAUUGCAGGUGACAUGGUAGCAAUGAGAAACAAACAUCUGGAGAUGGUUCAGGAGCUGGAGGAGAAUUUUCUCCACGCCUCACGUGAGAAUCAGGUGAACACUCUGCACAGAAAGGACAGUGGUUAA
Alosa sapidissima (American shad) is the source of this 747-nucleotide messenger RNA. RefSeq lists its product as uncharacterized. Lineage: Eukaryota; Metazoa; Chordata; Actinopteri; Clupeiformes; Clupeidae. The transcript is spliced from 7 exons. Bases 112 to 747 code for a protein of 211 amino acids. The record is from RefSeq and is a predicted model, not a curated record.